UUUUUUGAUCUUCUCCCUCCACAUUUCUGCUUUGCACUUCAUUCAAAACCAACCAAACAGAGAGAAGAUGAGGUGAUUUCAAAAAUGGCGGCAACUUCCGACGAAGCAUUGGACUCACUUCUCUCCGAUUUCGAUCAGAUACAUACCGAUUUCAUCAAACAAACUUUUGACAUUCAAACUCUUCAAUCAAGCCGCAAAUCCGAAAUCCAGAGGCGAGAAGCAGUUGAAUUCACCCUCAACACUCUCAAAUCAGAAAAUGAGAGAGUUAUGAAGUUGUAUACAGGUUCCAUCAGCAAACUGGCUAAUCAGCUUGAGCGUAGGAACGACUGUCAAAGCUUGAAAGAAGAACUGAAGAGAGUGAAUGAUGAACACACCAAGAAAGAGUAUGAGUUCAUAAAUGCGAUUAACCAGCUUAAGCAUGAUUACGAGAACAGAAUCAAAGGUCUGGAAGUUCAAAUAAAAGAUAAUCUGGCUCAGAAAAAGGCAAAUGAGACAACCAUUAACCAGCUCCACCAAGAUUUAGCUGCACAUAGGAACCAUGUUGAAGCUUUAGCAAAAAGAUUGGAUCAGGUUCAUUCAGAUGUUGAAAUCACAUAUCAAUAUGAGAUACAAGAUUUGAAAGAUUGUCUUAUGAUGGAGCAAGAAGAGAAAAAUGACUUGAAUAGGAAACUUCAGAGUCUAGAAAAGGAAUUGCUGAUUAGCAGAACAAAAUUGGCUGAAAACAAACAGGAUUUGAGUUCUAGUCGACAUGUUGAAACUCUAAAGCAGAAAGUAAUGAAACUGAGGAAGGAAAAUGAAGUCCUCAAAAGGCGACUGGCCGAUUCAAAAGAGGGCUGAUAUAUGCCAACAGUAAACAAACUUCAAAUCUAAAAAAAUGAAUUCAAAUUAAGAACUUUUUCGGGCACCUAGUAUAUGCGUGCCAGCAGGCUGAAAAGUUCAACAAAAGAAUGCAAAAAAAUGGUAAUAAACGUAGCUGCCGCACUGAAACUGUUCCAGCCUUUGCUGGGGUAAUCCCCUCCAAGGCUCCAACCAUGGCAGUAAUAUAGAAAGAGUCAACCAAACGUAGGCCUAACAAUAUAUAAACUUAUUUUUUGGUCCA
This is a messenger RNA of Helianthus annuus (common sunflower), 1099 nucleotides long. RefSeq names its product protein At-4/1. The transcript has 8 exons. Bases 85 to 837 code for a protein of 250 amino acids. The record is from RefSeq and is a predicted model, not a curated record. NCBI's taxonomy places the organism in Eukaryota, Viridiplantae, Streptophyta, Magnoliopsida, Asterales, Asteraceae.